AUGUCCCUAGGCCGUUGUUUCGCAGGCCACUCCCUCCCCCACAAACUCGACAUGGCCGCCAAAUACGGCUUCCAAGGCAUAGAAGUCUUCUACGAAGACCUCGUCGACCUCGCCAAGUCCCUCCCAGGCGGCGACACACCCUCCAACCAAAUCACAGCCGCCCGCACAAUCCACGAUCUCUGCGCCGCCCGCUCCCUUACCAUCAUCUGCUUACAACCCUUCAUGCACUUUGGCGGUCUCAUCGAUCGUCAAGCACAAGCACAACAAUAUGAAGAACUCAAGCUGUGGUUUGAGCUAUGUCACGCGUUGGAAACAGAUCUUAUCUUGUUCCCUAGUAGCUUUUUACCAGAAGAGCAACUUACGGAUGAUAUGGAUGUUAUAGCCGCUGAUUUCACGGUAGCUGCUGAUAUGGGGCUGGAGCAACAGCCGCAGAUUAAGUUUGCGUUCGAGGCGUUAUGUUGGGGAACGCGGAUCAACAGGUGGGAGCAAAGUUGGGAUAUAAUCCAGCGCGUUGACCGUGAGAAUUUCGGUAUCUGCCUGGAUAGCUAUAACAUCCUCGGCCGCAUCUACGCCGACCCUGCAGCAGUAGGCGGAAAGACAAAAGACUGCGACACCGUUACAAAAGAAUCCAUCAAGCAUAUCCUCACAGACAUCGACGUCAGCAAAGUAUUCCUAGUACAAGUGGCUGACGGCGAGAAACUCAGUUCACCUCUGAACGAGAGCCAUCCGUUUUACAACGCGGAGCAACCGUCGCGGAUGAGCUGGUCGAGAAACGCGAGGUUAUUCUACGGGGAGAGCUCGUAUAAUGCGUAUCUACCGUGUAAGCAAUUACUGAGGGCUGUUGUGCAGGGGUUGGGGUUUGAGGGGUGGUUGAGCUUUGAGGUGUUUAAUAGGAGGUUUUGUGAUAGGGAUCAGAUUGUGCCUGAGGAGACGGCUAAGAGGGCGGCUGAGUCGUGGGAGAAGAUGAAGGUUGAGCUGGGGUUGAGGACAGCGGACGAUGUGCAGCCGAGAUUGCAGGCCAUGUUGUAA
This is a messenger RNA of Fusarium verticillioides 7600, 1029 nucleotides long. RefSeq lists its product as hypothetical. Lineage: Eukaryota; Fungi; Ascomycota; Sordariomycetes; Hypocreales; Nectriaceae. The transcript has a single exon. The record is from RefSeq and is a predicted model, not a curated record. The coding region runs from base 1 to 1029 and encodes 342 amino acids.